CCUAGCGGGAUAGCAGUAUGCAGCACGCAGCACGCAAACUUCUGUCACUUCAUUAUUUUAAUUCAGCCCCAAGACUCACAACAGCGCGAGACGAGUGCGUGGGUCAGAGAAGUUAGCGCGUAGUCGCUACCUUACGACGCCGGUUGUCAGAGCCCGUGAAAUAAACAAAUCCAUGUGCAAUCCUUGGAAUUACUACUGAACGCGUUUGGAAUUUAUUCAGUAACAAUGUAAUAUACCCGCGGUUGUAAAGGAGGACGUGCAAAAUAUGAAAUAGAAAUGUGGAUUUCUACAUGAGUUUUCUGUGGAGAGAAGGUUGAGAUUCUGCAAUGCUGAUAACCACUUUUCAGAGGAACCCAGGGGUUACAAUGGGUCAUAUGUUGUUUUUUGGAUGUAGCUGGAUGUACCUUGCCGUCUCCUUGUCCACCUCCUCUGAGCAGACGGAAGGUGACCAGUCUCAGACGGCUUACUUCCUGCCUGAGUUUGCCCUCUCGCCGCAGGGAAGCUUCCUGGAGGACACGACUGGAGAGCAGCUACUAACCUACCGCUCUGAUGACCAGGCCUCCAGGACCACGCGGUCGGACGAGGACAGGGAUGCAGGCUGGGAUGCGUGGGGCACCUGGAGCGAGUGCUCACGCACCUGUGGGGGAGGAGCUUCCUACUCACUACGCAGAUGUCUGAACGGAGGAAACUGUGAUGGCAGAAAUAUCCGGUACCGCACGUGCAGUAAUAUGGACUGCCCAAAAGAGUCAGGGGACUUCCGAGCCCAGCAGUGUUCGGCUCACAACGACAUCCGGUACCAGGGUCAGACCCAUGAAUGGGUGCCCGUCCGGAACGACCCGGUGUCCCCCUGUGCCCUCAAGUGCCAAGCACGUGGUCGUAGCCUGGUACUGGAGCUGGCACCCAAGGUCUUGGAUGGCACUCGCUGCCGCACGGACUCACUGGACAUGUGCAUCAGUGGUAUCUGUCAGGAGGUUGGAUGUGAUCGACAAUUGGGAAGCAAUGCCAAGGAGGACAACUGCGGUGUCUGUGCAGGCGAUGGAUCCACCUGCAGACUGGUCAGAGGACAGAAACUGGCCCACGUCUCAGCAGAUGAACCCAUCAAGAGCAUGAUUGAAAUUCCUCUUGGAAGCCGCAACCUGAGGAUUACAGCCAAGGGACCUGAUGUCAUCAUUGUGGAGGCAAUCACAGAGCAGGGUCGGCAUGAGGAGCAUGUCCUGGGUACAGCAGGGUGGUUCGUCAUGGGUAACACCAGCUUGGAGCUCCAGCGCUCCCCAGAGAGGCAGACCCUACGCUGCCCAGGACCCCUGGCUGCUGACCUCACCAUCAAAGUGAGGUAUGCAGCUCCAAGGGACACGGUACUACAGUACAUGUUCUACCAGCCCAUCCGAUACCAGUGGAGGGAGACCGACUUCUUCCCCUGCUCUGUCACCUGUGGGGGAGGCUAUCAGCUGAAUUCGGCAGAGUGCACAGACAUUCGCUCCAAUAAGGUGCAGGCCGAGCACCACUGUGAGAGCUACCCAGAGAACACCAAGCCCAAGCCCAAACUCAAGGAGUGCAACAUGGAUCCUUGUCCUGAGAGUGACGGCUUCAAGGAGGUGAUGCCUUAUGACCAUUUUCAGCCUCUUCCACGCUGGGAGCAGAACCCGUGGACCAUGUGCUCUGUGACAUGUGGCGGGGGCAGUCAGGAGCGCAGCGUGGUGUGUGUGGAGGAGGACGUGCAUGGCCAAUUCACCCAGGUGGAGGAGUGGAAGUGCACCCACUCGCCCCGGCCCUCCACCCAGCAGACCUGCAACACCUUCAGCUGCCCACAGUGGAAUGCCAUGGAGUGGUCCCAGUGCACAGUGACGUGUGGGCGUGGGUUGCGUUACAGGGUGGUGCUCUGUAUUGACCACCAGGGCCAACACACGGGCGGCUGCAAUGCCCGACACAAACCACAUGUCAAAGAGGACUGCCUGGUGCCCAUCGCCUGCCACAAGCCUCGAGAGAGUCUUCCAGUGGAAGCCAAGCUGCCCUGGCUGAAGCAAGCCCACGAACUGGAGGAGCCAAAAACUGCCUCAGAAGAACCCACGUUCAUCCCGGGUCCCUGGUCCCCCUGCAGCACCAGUUGUGGUCCCGGCAUGCAGAAGCGCUGGGUCAAGUGCCGGGUUCUGUUGUCCUUCACGCGGGCCGAGGUGGACCUGCCGGACGAGGAGUGUGAGGCAGAGAAGCCGCCAAUGCAGAGGCGCUGUGAGCUGGAGCCCUGUGUGGGCUCUCCGGCGCCACCUCAAGGUGGAGACGGGCAGCACGGCCCCCAGUGGGGCUACCGCACGUUCAGCCCCUGCUCCAAGUCCUGUGGCGGAGGCACGCAGACAUUUGUGGCGCGGUGCUUGAAUGGUGGGAAGGUGGUGAGCAGUGGCCUUUGUGACAGCGCCAGCCGGCCGCGGGUCAUGAUGCGAGUGUGCAACCCAGAGCCCUGUGGUGUGAGAUGGGAGGUGAGCCAGUGGUCGCGCUGCUCGGCCACGUGUGGCGUGGGGCUGCAGAUCCGCCAGGUGCACUGUGUGCAGAGCGACAGGGACAAGAUGGCUGACAAGGACUGCAAGGAGAGCAAACCCAGCGAGGUGCAGGCCUGCUACCAGGUGGACUGCCCCCCAGCCUGGGAGACCGAGGCCUGGCAAAAGUGUUCCCACACCUGUGGUGGCGGUAAGCAGUCCCGGAAGGUGUACUGCAAGCAACGGCUGGGCACUGGAAGCUUCCAGAAGCUAAAGGAUGCGGCGUGUAAAGGCGUGAAGCCGGUGGCUCACAGGCCCUGUGCCACAGAGGACUGCCUCACGCCCCGGCUGGAGGGAGGAGAGUGGUCUAAGUGCUCGGUGACGUGUGGCACAGGGGUGCAGCGGCGGCAGGCUGUGUGUCGGAGGCAGACCCCGUCUGGCCAGCAGGUGACGCUGAGUGCAGUGGCCUGCAGGGGUAUGACCCUCCCUCCACUCACCAGGAGCUGCCGCAUGGGACCCUGCAAAAAAGUGAAGACCUGUCCUCAGAUCCUCAGCAACCCCCGGACCUACAUCCAGACGCGCCCUGAGAAGCGUCUCCACUUCACCGUGGGCGGGCGCGCCUACCUCCUGCCCAAGACCUCGGUGGUCAUCAAGUGCCCUGUGCGCCACUACCCCAGUAAGUCCCUGAUCCGCUGGCUGAAGGACGGCAAGGAGCUGCCCACCUCCAAGCGUGUGGGUAUCACCAAAUCCGGCGCCCUGCGUAUCUAUAACUUAGAGCCCAGCGACAUUGGCGUGUACCGCUGUGUGGCCUACACCGCCACAGCACGAUUCAUCCUACAGCUUAUCGGCAGCGAUAACCGGAUCCUGGAGCACCCGGAGGGCAAGGGCUUCUUGCAGGGGGACGGCGACGACCCAGUAGCCGCACUCGGAGACAACUGGUGGAUGCCUCGGUGUGUGCAUCACGACUAUCUGUUUCCGGAUUGGAAACAGCGGAGUGAGUUCUAUGUGCCCGAGGGUACUGGGUCGCAGAGUACGACCGGGUCACUGCGAACCCUCAACAGCAAUGCUGUGCGGAUCUCCACGGGAAACCAGGGGACUGUUGUGCAGCAGAUUCCAGACAGACGACUUGAAGCCAGCGUGGUCCAUGGAGCCUUUAGCUUGCUACCAGCACACUCUGGAGAGCUGACCAGAAACGUCACCAGUCUAGAAGACAGCAGCACUGCCAGGACAAUAGACAGACUGGGCACUCAGCACAAGUUAGUGGUGUUAGAGAGCCCGGUGGAAAAGGGGGAAAGCUCAACAAGAGAGGCAGGAUCAAACACCAGGAACAAGCAGCAGGACAAGAUGGCUAAUUCCUCAGAGCGUGCGCCGGAUAAAGAGCGUAAGAGUCCCAGGAAGGCCGCCAUUACGCGGCACGAGCACCACGGCCCUCUCAUGAGCUUCCACAGGGACCUGAAGGUCCACGUGGGCAGAGUGGCCUACUUGACCAACGCCACACGCAGCCUGUCACUGCUCUGCCCUGCCCAUGGGACGCCUCAGCCCACCGUGACCUGGACCAAGGAUGGGGCACCACUGCAGUAUAGAGAGAGGGUCCUUUGGCAGGAUGCUGAGGGUCUUCACAUCUAUAAGCCGGGCCUGGAGGAUGUGGGUCUUUAUCGCUGCAUAGCCACCAACCAGCUGGGCUCAGAUUCAGAGAGCUCCCUGCUACAGCUUGCUGAGUACCCCAAGAUCACCCUAUCCUGGAGGAACGUGUCUGACCUGGGCAGUGCUGCCCUGACUGCCGUGGUGGGAGGCUGGAUCCGGCUGCGUCUGGGUGCCAAUCUCACUCUGGACUGCCCAGUCACAGGUGUUCCUCAGCCAACAGUCAGUUGGCACAAGAAGGAGGGUGCUUUGAGUGGCAACACCCGGCUCCUUCCGAACGGCUCUCUGCUUCUCCACAACAUCACACUGCAGGACUAUGGGGCGUAUACAUGUGUUGCUGCCAACCCCAUUGGAAAAUCGGCCGCCUCCAGCCACCUCCAUGUGACUGCGACGACCCUGGCGUUAUCGGAGCACCCCGCAGUCGUGUCUAAGGAGGCAGGCCGCAAACGAGUCCUUAUGGCCUCUCGGAUCGGCACUCAGGCCAUGGUCAGACCUGGAGAUAUCCUACGUAUCGGGUGUCCGGUGGUCCCCAAUCACAGGAGGCCCAUCAGAUGGUACUUCCAGAACCAGACUCUGGCGGAGGUCCAGGGCCUGCGGCAUCGCAUGCUGGUGGGGGGACGUGUGCUGGAGGUAAACACGCUACACGGGAGGUUCAACGGACGCUACAGCUGCCAGACCCAGACAGCCAGCCAGCUCCUCUCAGCAUGGGUCCACAUCAACCUGGAAGAGUUUGGCUGGCAGCUGGGCAACUGGAGUGUGUGCAGUGCGUCCUGUGGGAACCGAGGGACUCAGACAAGGAAGCUCCGCUGCGUGAAUCCAGACGGGAGUGAGGUACCCCCCUCUACCUGCCACCAUCUCCCCAGGCCGAUGACCUCUCCCCAGGCCUGCAAUACCCACGACUGCCCUGCCAGCUGGGUAUCCACGCCAUGGUCCAAAUGCUCCUCUUCCUGUGGGCGUGGCUUCAGGCAGAGGCAGGUGUCAUGUCAGCAGGUGGAUGCUGCAGGUACGGUGCGGACCCUAUCCCCAUCCACCUGUUCAGAGACACCCCAACCCACAGACCGAGAGGACUGCACCACACACACCUGUGCCACGUGGGUGACCAGUGCUUGGGGACAGUGCACGGGUCGAUGCCUUGGCCCAGGUGUGGCCAGCCAGAGCAGAACAGUGAUGUGCAAGCACCUGAACAGUUCCAUCAGCCCAGGGGCGUCAUGUGACCCUAAAGACAGGCCGCAGACGUCUCAGAACUGCUCAUCGGAGGUGUGUGACGUCCAGUGGAGGGUGUGGCCCUGGCGGCUGUGCACGGUGGCCUGUGGCAGUGGCUUCCAGUCUCGCCGUGUCGAGUGUGUCCAACGCAGGACCAACAGGACCGUCCCUGACCAGAACUGCACCUGGCAACGGAGGCCGGUCUCCUGGCAACACUGCAACAUCACAUCCUGCAGCAAUGAGUGCAAAGACACAACCCAGUACUGUGCAGUGGUAAAGCGUCUGCAGCUGUGUCUUGUGGAUCUGUACCGGCAAAGAUGCUGUGAGUCCUGUUCCGUGGACACUCACCCCAUAUAGUGUUCAGUGCUGUGGACCUCGCUGGCUGUGGAUUUCACUACUGGCAAUGGAACACACACCGCUUCUAGAACGUUUGGCUGGAGAAUUGGAAUAUUUUUUUGUUUGUGAAGACACCUGAAUGGAUACAAUAUUUUUUUUUCUCAAAAGGGGGAAAAGGAGAAAACAUUUCUUUUGUGGCAUGAUUGAGCUCUUGAGGAAAAUGGCUUCGACAACUUGUGGCUUCGACAUAUCCACAUACACAAACAGAUUAUUGUUUAUUUUUGGUUAUUGACUUGGUGUGUUUCAGCCUGCAGCCUUGUUAAAGUGGUGUUAACAUUUUGACAAAAAUUGGCCUCGUCGUCUUAGCUGGUCAGAAGCAACCAGAAGAUCAACAAGAUCUUGCCUAUUUACUUCUUAUUUGAAGAUGCCAUUAACCAUAACAAAUGUUUUGACAACAAUCUCUCUGUAACAGUGCAAAAAUGAUGUGUGCUUUUUAUUUGUAUUUAUAGCAAAUGCAUCUGUUGUUGUAAUCUACACCUGGUCUAGAUUUAGGUCAAAUUCUUUCAGGGCCAUUCGCUUGUGUGAAGGGAUGGACAAGUUCAGGCAGAAGUCGGGAUGCUGUCAUACAUAUGGAAUCAUCAACUUGGUUGAAAAAGGAAUAUCCCAUUAUGAUCAAAGACAUGAAUCAUGAACUCUUGGCUAUUGCAAUUGGAAUAUUUAUUUAUUUUUAUAUGUUCAGGACUUUUUUAAAAGGAUAAAGUGAAGGACUUGGGGAAAAUUGUCACUAAGGGAUAUAUUCUUACUGGAUUCAGAAAGUAUACUUUUUUCUAAGGGAAAAAAACACCCCUUCAAUCUGGACAAAGACAUGCAGUGUAAUGUUUUUAUAGUGGCUAAGGUGUUCCUGAAGAACAGUUGGAUCUUGUAUUUCUUUCCGUAUUGUGUUGUAACAGUGUGCUCAUCGGCGUAGGUUUGCUGCAUACGGUGGUAUGGACGUUUCACCAUCAAUAAUUUGGGAAGACAAAAUAGUCCCUACCGAUAUUUAUCAUUUAAGUUUCGGAAAAUUGGUUUUGCGAACUCCUGCUUUUCCCCCUUUUGUUUUUAGAAUUUCGACAUGUAUUCAAACCUUGAAUGUCAAGAUUAUCCAUGCCUCGUUGUCACUUAGUUCAACUAAACGGAGAUCACAGUGUACUCAUCUGCAACUGAAUCUUUACAUCAAUAUGUUAGUUUUCAAACGAUUGAUUCUAUGAACAAUUUUAGAUUUUCUACACCUCUUUCCAGAUCAGUACCUUAUGUGAACAUGCGUGCACAGUUCCUUAGAUUGUUCUUAAAGGUCCAAUGUAUCAUUUUAGUUGUUCAUUUCCAAAAUCUAAGCUGGCCGUUGACAAAUUGAAUCUUUUUCAUUAAUAUUUACAAAGUAAAUAAACCAGUAGCCUGUAUGUCUGUCAGUCUGGCCAGAGUAGCCAAAUAUGUCUAUGACUUGUGAUUCAAAGUGGCAGAUUUAUAUGGUGAGGAUGCACCUGUUCAUGUAUGAAAAGUGUAUAUUUCCAAACUGUAAUGAAUGCUUAGAAAUGGAUGGUGGUAUUUCUUAGACGUUUAUGAAAAAGAUGAUAAUUAUGAAUGGUCAGCAUACAUUCUGCAAUUAACCUACUAAAAACCUGCAUCAAGUUAGCACAUGGAGAAGUGUGCACCACCAUAAUCACCAUAAUCGUAACCAUCACAAAAUAGUGCAUUGUGUGCAUUGAUGACAAGCGUUAAAACACACAGGGUAUACCCAGUGAUGUAGCAGUUAAUUUCCAUUGUCCAUUGAGAAGUUAAUAUCGGCUUCUAAAACCCAGUCACAAAAAAAGCCCAUCAAUAUUAAGAUAAGAUGGUGUGUGUGUGUGUGUGUGUGUGUGUGUGUGUGUGUGUGUGUGUGUGUGUGUGUGUGUGUGUGUGUGUGUGUGUGUGUGUGUGUGUGUGUGUGUGUGUGUGUGUGUGUGUGUGUGUGUGUGUGUGUGUGUGUGCAUAUGCCUGUUAUACGUACACGUGUACAUUUUUGUUUGUUUUUUUGUUUUUGUUUUUUCUUGGGCAGGAGAGGUGGGGAGUAAUUAUCCCAACCAAAGCUGAGACCAAGCCUACGCCCUUGAGUGUGCUGCUUUGUAAAAUAUGACUUGUAAAUAAGGCGUUUUAAGUGCAAUAUCAUGUACAUUGUGUGUAGUUUUUUUUUCUUACGCUCAGAUUUAGAAUAAAUAAGUUGACUUCAUGUACCUUGCAGUCAUGGCCAAAGUAUUGGGAUGUAAACACUUGAAAUGUGCUGCACAGUAGCCUAAACGUGACCAUAAAUGUUGAUUGCCAUACA
This is a messenger RNA of Engraulis encrasicolus (European anchovy), 7986 nucleotides long. It is a transcript of the gene adamtsl3, whose product is annotated as ADAMTS-like 3. Gene Ontology annotation, biological process: proteolysis; extracellular matrix organization. Gene Ontology annotation, molecular function: metalloendopeptidase activity. The record is from RefSeq and is a predicted model, not a curated record. The transcript is spliced from 31 exons. The coding region runs from base 327 to 5669 and encodes 1780 amino acids. Lineage: Eukaryota; Metazoa; Chordata; Actinopteri; Clupeiformes; Engraulidae. Gene Ontology annotation, cellular component: extracellular matrix.